ACUUCGUCUCCUCCAGCUAGGCUGCAAUAUUCUUCUUGUUGGUGCUUAUAUACCUCGCCGUCCGCGCCUCGGAUUUGCAUUUCACGUAGUCUGUGACAAGCUGGAAAGAAAAAAGGUUAGUCGACUCUGGAGCGGCUCUCUUGGCAGGGUCCAUCCAUCCCUGUGAUUGUUGAUGCCUCUUCGUGUGCCUGAUAUGUCUUCUGCUUUAUUGAUUAAUAGAUGGUUAAACUGUUGAAAACAGAUAGGGCUUACCUGUUGAAGCAUAUCCCCUGCGUGUUAUCCUCAGAAUCUCGUUGUUUGCACAAUAAGCCGGCACAAUGGCUAGUAUUCAGCUCCCACUCGAGGCAUUUACCUCGCGCCUGAACCUCACAGAAAGACUCAAUGGCAUUCGCUCCCAGUCCAUGUCCAGUCGCUUCGCCAACCUACGGCCCGUCUCUGAGUUCUUGGAUAUCAAGCGAGUCUCUAAGCCGGCCAACUUUGCUGAAUUCCAGAGCCGCGCAAGCUACAACCUCUCCUACUUCUCUAGCAACUAUGUUGUUGUUUUCAUUGUGCUCAGCAUCUACAGUCUGCUCACCAACCUGGCCCUCCUUUUCGUCAUCCUCCUUGUUCUCGGAGGCUCUUAUGGUAUUGGUAAACUGGAAGGCCGGGAUCUAGAUGUUGGUAUUUUCCGUGCAACCACUAGCCAACUCUACACUGCUCUUUUGGUUGUUGCACUUCCCCUAGGUCUCUGGGCGUCACCGUUGUCUACUGCUUUGUGGCUUACCUGUGCUACCGGUGUGUGCGUUAUCGGACAUGCCGCGCUGAUGGACAAGCCAAUCGAGAAUGCUUUUUCGGGGGAGGCGGUCUAGGUGGUCGACCGCGAGCUCCUUGUGAUGUGCCCCUAUGGGGAAGACCACUAGGGGCAUUGUGCAGGGGGAAGAGUCAGAGGAGUCAAAAUCGGCUGACGGAGAGUGAAAGUGGUGAAGAGGAAGAAGAAGACGAAGACGAAGAAGACGAAAGUGAUGGCGAGGAGGAGGAAGACGAGGAAGAUCCAGGAGUGUCUUUGGUUCCUUUUGUCGAUAACAAGAGAAGGGAGACUUGUGGUGGUGAAGUGGAUGAGAUACCCGGAGAAUGGUCUGAUAGUGAUGAGGAUGAAAGCAUGGAUGAGGCUGAAGGCUCAGAUGGUGAGAAUAAUGAUGAUGGCUGUGAUGGUGUGACUGGAUAUGACGGGCAUGAGCUCUCACACAAUGACACUAUUGCGUAUGCAGUGGAACUUGCCAUGCGAGACGACGAUGAUGUUCUGGUUGAAAAUGCGCUUGAAAAGAUUCGAUAUGCACGAGUGAACCGGUUGAACAACUUCACCCUUACGGAUAGGGAGGUUGACGCAUUGGAAAGGAGGAGACGACGGAAUGCCGAAAUUGGACUCAGCCGGCCACGCACCCCAGCUACCAACGGAACAGUUAAAACGCCCUCAAAAGGGAGUACCAGACAGAUAUACAGCUCUUCUAGGAAAAGGAGGCCAUCCGAGAGCGUUGCCGAUACGACUUAUUCAUCACCGGUAUACCUUGGGCACUACUCUGUCCCAUCCUCUCCGGUUCCUAGUCAUAUAUCUCUCAGGAAAUCAUCUAACAGGCCUAGGCAACCAUGUUCUUCAAUAUCACCCAGACAUGAACCAAAUUUCCCUCCACAGCAGCCACCGCCACAGCCUCAGUUUUACCCCUUCGGCCCGCAUCCUUCAAUGAUGCCUGGACCUACUACCGCUGGAGCAAUUCCUCUGUCUGUGCCUCAAUCUCCAUAUCCCAUGUACCCCCGGCCGGCAUAUCCACCUCCACCUCCAAACAUCAUGUGUCAGCCUGUGUAUUCUCCUUUGCCUUACAAUAAUUAUCUAAAUCACCCCUCUCCUGACCCGUUCGCAAUGCAUGGGCCACCUCUUCCAUCCAACCAAGCUACCAACGGGACUGGCCAUGGUGAUGAUGGCGUGGAAACCAUAAACACUGCCUCUAGUAGUAGAGACGAAGGGUUUGCCCGCCGCAGAAAAUCAUCAACGAAAUCGUCUCCUAAAAAGACACAACCCGCUUCCACAAAACCGCCUGACACACCCAAACCUGAUCAUGCAUCCCCUGCCUCGCCUACCACGACAGAGACUUCUAAAUCAUCUUCUUCCAAAUCUACUACCACUGCAACUCGUAAUGGCUUUGUUCGACCAAAGAGGAAAAAGUACAGAUGGAUUUAAUACUCGCUGCCUUUCAUCUCCCUCGCCGACCAGUUUUCUCUCCUGACUCUUAACCUGCGCAAUGUCUCUUGAAAGUUUUCAUUUACCGGGACGCACUUCAUGGGUACUGAUUUUUAAUGCCAUUAGACUUGUACAUCUCGUCUCUUUCAAGAUUAUACUUCUCUUACCUUCUAGUCGGAUACUUUCCAAUUAUUAAUUGUCCUCCAGAACGAGCUGCCAUGCUCUAAUCUCCUUUCCAUUGUCCAUACAUUGCAGCUAUCCUUGAUAAAGUUCCAGCGAAGUUAAUCAAUGCCAUUCACGUACUGAGUGAUCCCUCCAAAGCCCAUUUUUGAUAGAUCCUGUCUAUACCUACACUGUCGAUUUCAUUGAGGAGGCAUGUACUUAUUCAAAUGCCAGUCGAGGUUACUGCCGUUUUUUUUUUUUUUUUGGAUCCAUAGCCUGGCGACAGGGCUAAAAUGCAGCAUGUCCUAGGAUUAUGCAGGGACAAGGCAAACCGACAGAUAUCACACCCAGAGAUUCAGCUUGCUCCCACCAAUCGCCAAUGAGGACGCCCCAUGGAGGAUGAAUUCAACAAACCAGCCAUGUUGCAUUUGACUUUUCCCAAACAACCCAGGCAUACUACAUGAUAUUUGGCUGCCAGACAUGGAACACCCACUAUCCGCAUGAAAAAAUAAUCAGCGAAUAAAGAGCUAUGGAGCCGGUUAGUUAUUCUGGUACAGAGGAAACGAGAAACAAGAAACAAAGUCGAUCAAAAGUCUCUUGACUUUUCUGCUCUUCCAUUGGGCAAUAAUCAGUUAGCGACGAUCCCUGGUAGUUCCAUUGACAGGCCAGAGUUCUCACUUCGCGAUCUACUAUCUCCUCGCUAGAUCUUUGACGGCUUCUCACAGAUAAUCUCAUGAAUCCCACUACCGCAGUGUCGUAGUGAUGUUGACGUUGUAGUUGUAGUAACUGUUGUAGUUGUCGAAGUUGAGAUGCUGGCUCGUGCUUCCCAUGCGGGUCGAGCUCUCCCGUUAAUGCCGAAAUUUAACUCCGCCGGCUUUUAGCGGGUGC
Messenger RNA from Trichophyton rubrum CBS 118892, 3262 nucleotides. RefSeq lists its product as uncharacterized. The transcript has a single exon. NCBI's taxonomy places the organism in Eukaryota, Fungi, Ascomycota, Eurotiomycetes, Onygenales, Arthrodermataceae. The record is from RefSeq and is a predicted model, not a curated record. Bases 1139 to 2212 code for a protein of 357 amino acids.